Messenger RNA from Paralichthys olivaceus (Japanese flounder), 1851 nucleotides. The record is from RefSeq and is a predicted model, not a curated record. NCBI's taxonomy places the organism in Eukaryota, Metazoa, Chordata, Actinopteri, Pleuronectiformes, Paralichthyidae.
ACCACCGAGUCUGCCCCCGGCUGAGAGAGGGCCGAGUGAAACCGUUAAGAUUGAGCUGCUGGAUGACAUUCAGAAGCUGAGGCUGGAGACGGAUCACUUCAAACCUGAAAUCCACAGCUCUGAGCAGAAUAAAAAUGUUGUGAGGAACAGAAGAUUCUUACGAGGAAAAAAGAAAUUCAACAUGGACCCCAAAACUGGUUUCAAUUACCUGGUUGAAAAUGACCUGCUGGAGUGGCGAGCAGUGUCUGUGGCUGAGUUUCUGUACAAAGAGGAGGGACUGAGCAAGACGGCUAUUGGAAACGUUCUGGGGGAGAGGGAGGAGAUGCAUCUGGAGAUCCUGAAAGCCUACGUGGAGUUGCAUGAAUUCUCAGACCUGAAUCUGGUGCAGGCGCUUAGGCAGUUUCUGUGGAGCUUUCGUCUCCCGGGAGAAGCUCAGAAGAUUGACAGGAUGAUGGAGGCAUUUGCAACUCGAUACUGUGACUGUAACCCAGGGGUGUUUCAGUCCACAGACACCUGCUACAUCCUGUCCUUCGCCAUCAUCAUGCUCAACACGAGUCUCCAUAACCCCAACGUGAAAGACAAACCCAGUCUGCAGCGAUUUGUUUCUAUGAACAAAGGCAUCAACAACGGGGAGGAUCUGCCCACUGAGCUGCUCGCGAAACUGUACACAAGCAUCCGCAGCGAGCCGUUUAAAAUCCCAGAGGAUGAUGGGAACGACCUGACGCUGACGUUUUUCAAUCCAGAGAGAGAGGGCUGGCUUGUUAAAAUGGGUGGGCGUGUUAAAACGUGGAGGAGGAGGUGGUUUAUUUUGACAGACAGCUGCCUCUACUACUUUAAAUACACCACAGAUAAAGAUCCGAUUGGGAUUAUUCCUCUGGAGAACCUGAGCAUCAGGAAGUCACAGGACACAAGUAGACCGUUUUGUCUGGAGUUAUACAAUCCCAAAGGACAAAAGAUCAAGGCCUGCAAGACGGAGAACAAAGGCAGAGUGGUGCAGGGUAAACACCAGUCCUAUAAGCUGAGCGCCACUAGUGCAGAGGAACGGGACAACUGGUUGGACGCCAUCAGGGCGAGUGUCACCAAGGACCCUUUUUAUGACCUGGUGUCUCUACGUAAGAGGAAGCUCAUCAGCAACACGUCCUCUUAGGCCCGAAAACUGACCUCAGUGGAAACGAGGAGUUCAUGGACACGUUUUUAUAAAUGAAACAUUCUGGGCUUUAAGGACACAGAUUGUUCAGAAAAAACUAAAACUGAAUUACACAGCUUUUCACACAAUUGUACAAAGCGGGAAGUGACACCAGUGAACUAUUUGUAGUUCACAGUGUGAAGCCUCCACUUACUUCUGCAAACUGCUUCCACUACUGCUUCAACCUCAGGGGUUGACGCAGAGCCCAACUAGGGGGCCACCAGGGUCAGAAAGUGACUGUAGAGGUCGGUGUGUUAGUAUCACGGAUUGAUUACUGAACCGUGUGCAGGACCAGAGGCCCAGAGGCCCUCCAACCAAGCCUCUGCAUGAAGUGACUGUUAAUAUUUCUUACUGGAGAGUUGAAUGACCACAAGGAGCCGGACAACCAGUAAACAAGAGCACAAAACAUCUCCAAGGUGAUGCAAACAAACAAACAGACACAAAGCUACAACCAACCAUAAAUAAACUAUACACGAGACAAAAAGACACAAACUAGAUGUGAAAUGACCAAAAAGGGGACACAAAAUGAUGCAACAUGAUCACUAGACACUAAACAGCCACAAAAACACAUAAAAUAGAUACAAGAUACACAAAGGGAUGUAAAAUGACCAAAAGGUAAAUAUAUUAUUGAAACAAAAUUACCAAAAGACAAAAACUUACUUCGA